AUGGUGAUUGAAAUUCUGUUAUGGGAAGAACGUUGGAUUUAUCAUACAAAGGAAGAACAAGCUAAACAGGAUGCGGAUCUACUUCAUCAUGUAUUGACUAAUGAUCACGGCCCUGAUGGUAUGCAUGUAGCGGCCAUGAUAGCGAGGGAACCUAUAGCCCACCUCCAGUCUGUGCUCAAGCACUUCAAAACAAAGUCGGGUGGAAUAUCUAUCUACGAUCAUGUGGAGAUGCUUCAGAAACACAAACUCCUGCGCGUUAUUUUUCAGUGUUUACUUGAUCCCAUAUCCUACUUCACUGAGGUUCUUGAUACCUCUUUAAAAGAUAAAGAGCAUGAUUUUCAUGACAAAGACGCGCUCAUGCGGGUGAUUGUCACGCGAGCAGGCAGAGAUCUGAAAUUAAUAAAAGAAGCAUAUUUCACUCGUAAAGGGAAAAAAUUGAUUGACGUGAUUGGCGAUUCAACAAAAGGACACUAUAAGCACUUCGUGUCAGAUUUGUUUCGAAGGUUGGAAGUUGAUGAGAAGGAGAAGGAGAGGGAGGAGAAGAGGAAGAAGAAGAAGGAGGAGAAGAAGGAGGAGAAGGAGGAGAAGAAGAAGAAGAAGAGGGAGGAGGAGAAGGAGGAGGAGGAGGAGAAGAAGAAGCGGGAGAGGGAGGAGGAGAAGAAGAAGAAGAAGGAGGGAGGAGAAGAAGAAGAGGAAGAAGAAGGAGAAGAAGAAGGAGGAGGAGGAGAAGAUGAAGGAUAA
Molecule: messenger RNA, 741 nt
Organism: Lactuca virosa
Lineage: Eukaryota; Viridiplantae; Streptophyta; Magnoliopsida; Asterales; Asteraceae
Source: the annotation of a GenBank genome assembly